UUAUGAAAAGGUGUGACCGGAAAAGGUGUUGACGCAGAUUGUCGCUGUCAACAGAACUGAGCAGGUCUGCGACAUCCACAGGCAUCACGAAGCUCGGCGGCUGAUUUCGAAGCUCCUCAGUCACGGACUCUGGCUGCUUCUCUGUGGACAUUGCAGCUGUGUGUGCAUCUCAGACAUCACUGUGCUGUGUGUGUGUGAGUGGGUGUCAGCGGUGUGAUGUCUUCGGAGCUGCUGGUAGAUCUGGGUGAAGACCCGGCGGCGCAGUUAGGUCAGCUGAAACUGGCAACGCUGGAGGACCAGCAGUGGCCCGCAGAUGACGCAACACUCAGCAAGUCAGAGACGGACAUUUCCCAACCGUUUGAUGCCGCCUCCCCCCAUCUGCCCUGGGACCACCCCUUCUAUGACAUCGCCAGGCAUCAGAUCAUCGAAGUAGCCGGUGAUGAUAAUUAUGGCCGGAAGGUGAUAGUGUUUAACGCGUGCAGGAUGCCCCCUCAACAUGAACUGGACCAUCACAAGCUGCUGAUGUAUCUUAAAGGAACACUGGAUCAGUACGUUGAAAGCGAUUACACUCUGAUCUACUUCCAUCAUGGGCUGACCAGUGAAAACAAACCUUCCCUCAGCUGGCUGCGAGACGCAUACAGGGAGUUUGAUAGAAAGUAUAAGAAGAACAUCAAAGCUCUGUACAUCGUCCAUCCCACCAUGUUCAUCAAGACUCUACUGAUCCUCUUCAAGCCAAUUAUCAGCUUCAAGUUUGGACGGAAGAUCAACUAUGUGAGCUAUCUGAGUGAACUGGAGGAUGUGGUCAAGUGUGAGCAGCUUCUCAUCCCAGCCCGAGUCAAAGAGUACGACAACAAACUGAGAGCGUCUUUGAAACCAACCACCCAGCCCCCCAUGUCUCCGCCUCGCAGCCCCCCCCUUCCCAACCAGGUCUUCGGAGUGUCACUUGUUCUUCUCAGACAGAGGAACCCAGAUGGUGAUCCAGUUCCAGUGGUGAUGAGAGACACCAUCAGCUUCCUUUCAGAUCAAGGUUUGGAGAUUGAAGGGAUCUUCAGACGAUCUGCUAAUGUAACUCUGGUGAAGGACGUCCAGCUCAGAUACAACUCAGGUGCAGCCGUGGAUUUCAGGGAGAUGGAGGACGUCCACUUGGCUGCUGUGAUUCUGAAGACGUUCCUGAGGGAACUGCCCGAGCCGCUGCUCACCUACCAACUGUACAACGACAUUGUCAACUUCACCUCUGUAUCCAGUGACAGCCAGGUGAUGGUUAUGAAGACGCUGUUAGAGUCACUGCCAGAGGAAAACUACGCAUCACUGAGAUACCUCAUCACGUUCCUGGCACAGGUAUCAGCCAACAGUGAAAUCAACAAGAUGACCAACAGUAAUCUGGCCGUGGUGUUCGGCCCCAACCUGCUGUGGGGACGGGACAAUGCCAUGUCACUCAGCGCCAUCGGGCCAAUCAACAACUUCACCAGAACCCUGCUGGACCAGCAGCAUCUGGUCUUCACCUAAACCCCCUCUUCUCCCCUCCGCCCUGCAUUUUCUCCUUCUCUACCCAAGUCCUUUGUUCCCAAUCGCCUUUAGGGCCCCAGCAUUUAAAACUCCAUCCAGACAUCACACACAGACACAGACACACAACAGCAUCUACAUGUACCCCCCCGUCAGUGUUAACACUGUGAUUAGCCUGUUAGCGGUGUGUGUCUUGUUUCAGACCAUCUCGUCUGCUGCUGGGUUUUGGCCCCGUUCACAGUCCAGUUCAGUGUCGAAUAACUCUAGACGCUGCACAGACCUCAAAUGGAAAUGGAAAUGGUACUGCAGUGAAAUACGUCACCCCAUAUCUACGGCUUUAAGCACAAACAAACCAGUCCAAUAUCUGCUCUCAUGCAGUGGGUGUUGAUAAUGUAGCAUUUGUCAAAAACAACAGGAAACAUCCCAUAUUUUUAACUUUUAACCUGGAGAUGCUCUUCUUAGUUCUGCUGAAACACCAAAUCAUACAUAGUGGUUUCCUCCCUUCUCACUGUUGAAACUCAUUUUAGUUCAGUGAGUUUGUAGAAGACGUAACAAAGUCAGGAGGUGAAUCUAAAGGGUGUUUUCCACCUGUUAGUUCAACCAAGGACCAAAACAGGGACCAUCUCAUUGCAUACUGUACAUUUGGUUUAGUUUAUUUUGAUAUGACAUCACACAUUGCAUUACAUACAUGUACUGUGUCCAACAUCAGCAUGUUGUUAAUUUGACUUAUGUUUAACCCUUCGGUAUCCGGUCCAUAGAGGUCCUCCUAAACACCAAAAGCGCGUAAUCUGCAUAGCCGCAUAAUAAUGUUACUUUUCGUACAGUUGGUUUUUACCUUUUACAUUUUUUGGUAUUUCAACUUGAGCCAUAAACAAAAAUACCAAAUAGUCAAUAAUUGUCAUAUUUUUUAGCUCUUUAAAUGCCAUAUUCAGAAUUUUUGUAAUUUUUUUAAGUAAAACAUGCCUUUUUUUUCCUCCAGUAGACUACAUAAAAAUUGGAUUGGUGUUUUUUGGUUUGUUUUUUGUUUUGCAGCCUGGCACAUGUCAAUGAUUAACAGCAACAUAAAUUAAUAUGAAUUAUUGUUUUUUGUGUCAACUUAAAUGCUAAAAUAUGUCAAUGGACAUUUUUUACUCACUUCGGAGAAGGGUGUUGGCAUAGUAAUUUAUAAAUGUGCUGAUUUUAGUGGCUAGGUCAGAAUUUAAAAAAUCAUCAACAACUUUUAAAUUCUGACUUAAAACAAAUUGUGAAAAAUAAUAUGACCUUUUGUAACAUAAAGUGCUAAGUAUACAUAACACGCUCAGCCAGAUACCGGAAGGUUAACUUCUUCCAUUUGUUUUCUUUCUUUUUUGGAUUCUUGUGAUUGGUCUGAAUAUCCGAACUGUCCCAAAAGGCUUUUCAAGCUGUAAACCGAACCCUGGUUCAAUUUAAACCAAAACACGACCCCCUCUUUUGGUCCACAUUAUAGUCCUGGGGAUGUCUGGAAACUGGAAUGUCCAGACCUUUGGACAUUCUACUUGCAGUCCAGUAUUUCUAGUUCUAUCCCUGCAUGUGCUGUUUUUCCCCCUCAGUCCAAAGCUGAACACAGUCUGGUACCAUCUUGUAUUUCUGUCGUCAGAUCAGAGCCGUCGGAAUUUGGGUUUUACAGUCACUAGACGUCGCUGGUGUUUGUCUGUACGUCUGAUGUGCUGUUGUUAAACCUCCUUUUUGGUGUUUUCUGCGUAGUGCCAAACA
Messenger RNA from Sphaeramia orbicularis (orbiculate cardinalfish), 3234 nucleotides. RefSeq names its product Rho GTPase activating protein 1 (gene arhgap1). Gene Ontology annotation, molecular function: GTPase activator activity. Gene Ontology annotation, cellular component: cytoplasm. The transcript has 13 exons. Lineage: Eukaryota; Metazoa; Chordata; Actinopteri; Kurtiformes; Apogonidae. Gene Ontology annotation, biological process: small GTPase-mediated signal transduction; negative regulation of endocytic recycling. The coding region runs from base 217 to 1506 and encodes 429 amino acids. The record is from RefSeq and is a predicted model, not a curated record.